UUCUGUAUUUUGUUCCAGGUGGAAGUAUGCCAAGAUUCAUCUCUAAGUAAAGCAGUCCAGAUGAUGUCCUGGAAUUUUUGGCUCCUCCCGCUGCAUUGAUUAUAAAGUACAUAGGAGAAACAGAUUUCAGUCAGUCGUGAACGGGUGUUACAUACAUUCAGCGCUCAUUUCUGUGACUGUGGCUAUAAUGGAAGUGUUUCUUCAGCAGAUUUCUAGCACAGGUGUAAUACUUGCUGCUGUGUUGUUGUUUUUGCUUAUGUAUUUGUUCUCCAUCAGCUCCAGCUCUCAGAAUGAAGAAAAAGAGCCUCCAGGUCCUAAACCAUUACCACUGCUGGGAAACCUGCUCAUGCUGGACCUGAAGCGAACAUACGUGAGUCUUACCAAGCUGUCAAAACAAUAUGGGUCGGUUUUCACUGUGUACUUUGGCCCCAAAAAAGUCAUAGUAUUGGCAGGAUACAAGGCUGUCAAACAGGCACUCGUUAACCUUUCAGAGGAGUUUGGAGACAGAGAUAUCACCCCUAUAUUUCAUGAUUUUAAUCAGGGAAUGGGGAUUGCAUUUUCCAAUGGUGACAACUGGAAAGAAAUGAGACGGUUCGCUCUCUCAAACCUACGAGACUUUGGAAUGGGAAAGAGAAAAAUUGAGGAGAAAAUCAUUGAGGAAUCCCAGUUUUUAAAAGAAAAAUUUGAAAAGUUUAAAGAAAAAGCGUUUGAUUCAUCACAGCCCGUGAGUUUCGCUGUAUCAAAUAUCAUCUCAUCCAUUGUCUACGGCAACAGAUUCGAUUACAGCGACUCUCGCUUACAUGAAAUGGUGAAUAGAGCUUAUGAAAACAUGAAAAUAACAGGUUCAGCUUCAAUUCAGCUUUAUAACUUGUACCCUUGGCUUCGACCUUUUGUGAAGAAUCAGCAGCGUAUUGUAAACAACCUCCAGGAGAACUACAAAGAAAGUGACAAAAUAUUACACGACCUCAAGAAGACUUUAAACCUUCAGGAACCCAGAGGAUUUGCUGAGUCUUUCCUUAUACGGCAACAACAGGACAAGGACUCUGGAGAAACUGGUAGUUUUUUCCAUAUGAAGAAUCUGUUUUAUACUAUAAACAACCUGUUUGCUGCUGGUACCGACACUACGGCUACAACACUACGCUGGAGUCUUCUGCUAAUAACUAAAUAUCCUGAAAUACAAGCAAAGGUACAUGAGGAGAUUGACAGAGUGAUUGGUGGACGUCAGCCUGUGGUGGACGACAGGAAGAAUUUGCAUUACACAGAUGCUGUGAUCCAUGAAGUACAGAGAUUUGCAAGCAUAGCUCCCAUAUGUGUCCCCCGCAAGACCACCUGUGACAUUCAUCUCAAUGGAUACUUCAUCAAGAAGGGCACAAGUGUGUUCCCACUUUUGAUAUCUGUGUUGAAAGAUGAAAGCGAGUGGGAGACGCCCCACACCUUCAAUCCAGGACACUUUCUGAAUGAGGAGGGACACUUUAUCAAACGAGAUGCUUUCUUUCCCUUCUCUGCAGGCCGCAGAGUUUGUCUAGGGGAGGGUUUGGCCCGGAUGGAGCUCUUUCUCUUCUUCACUUCUCUCCUUCAGUAUUUUCGUUUCACUCCUCCUCCUGGAGUCUCUGAAGAUGAAUUGGAUCUCACACCAGUUGUGGGCUUCACACUGAAUCCAUCACCACACAAACUGUGUGCAGUCAAACGGUUUUGAUUUCUGUGGCUCUGCAAAUGGACUCAAGCUAUGAUUUCAAGGGGGUGGAGCUGAAUAAUGCCACACAAUAAGAGCAUAACCAGAUCUUGAACUUGGGAGAGGAGGCAAAACAUUCAGGGCUAUAUGUGUAUUUUGUAUAAAAUAUCACAUUUCUGAUUAUUGGGGAGAGGACAUGUCCCCCUCAGUGUCUAUUGUGGUUAUGAUGAUUCGAGCCCACCACUUUACAUCUUUGUUCUGCAUCUGUAAAGUUUUUGCCAAAUUAUAUAAAAAAAAAUGCUUUUUGCGGCAGCCAUACCGUUGUGUGUAUGCGUGAUUGAGCAUGUCUUUUCUAUAUUGCAUUUUUGCUCUAGUACAAGGCCUUCUUUUCUGUGUGGAAAUUUUCUGAUUUAUUCUGGAUGCAUUGGGUUUUUUUGCAUUUCCCAUUAAUUUUCAAAUGGGGUCAUAUAGAGGGUAUGCACGUGAUGUCAUCUUCGGCGAAAGUGUCUGAGCCACAGCAUUAGCAUGUAGCGUGGAAACGCUUCUAAAAUGGGAAAAGUUGUUGUCUGGUCGACUGUGCAAACAGAUUUAACAAGAAUUUGUAGCGAUCGUUUAGUAGUAAUAGGCAGGACAAACAUAUAUUUUAAGAAAAGAGAUGUCUGGUCACAUGCCAAGGUCUCCGGACUAAUGGUUGUUGUAGGGUUGCUGUCAAGGCCAACUUAAUUAAAUUUAAGCUGAUAAUCAUUCGUUAUACUGCCGUUUUCUUUUAAAACCCAGCCAUUUUGUUUAAUGUUUUGCCACUCAUUCUAUCGGGGAAGAGGUACCUUCCUGCAUGUUCACAUGUUAAAGUGACGUCAAUGCAUACCUCUAUUGACCCCCAAGGACCUCUUUUGUUAAAAAGAUUACACUUCAAUUACAUAAAUCACUUUUGAGAACGCUUGUGUUGUAAUUUUUGUAUGUCUGUGAUAAACUAAACUAAAGUUUGCCAAUUUGAAAUAUUCAAAUGGAAAUAAUCAGACAGAAUGGAAGUUUUGGAGUGAAGAAAUAAAUUUUAUUUUCCUCAGCAAAAUGAUGUCACUUCCUGAAGAAUGAUGUCAUUAGGGAAUUUAAGCUGUUACAGUUUCCAGAUUUAAAAAUGAGCCAAUUCUUCUAUCAAAACUACACUACUGUUGUAACUACUAUUGUCAACACACAUUAUGUUUGCUUAUUUUGGUUGAUUCAUAAUCAAAAUA
Molecule: messenger RNA, 2904 nt
Organism: Paramisgurnus dabryanus
Lineage: Eukaryota; Metazoa; Chordata; Actinopteri; Cypriniformes; Cobitidae
Source: RefSeq, a predicted model, not a curated record